AUGAAGAUGAAGAAGGCCACUAAGAAGCUCAAGACCCCAAAGACUGCUAUAACAUUGAUCACUGCCUCGAAUUCAUCGCAGUUGAACCCAGAGAACAACCAGCCCCCUUGGUAUUUGAGGAAGUAUUCGAGGUACUCUCAAAUCAUUCGUCUUGUUGCUUGGACUUUACGAUUUGUCAACAACUGUAGGAACAAAGAAAAGAUCCGCAUCCAGACGUUGACAGCGCAAGAACUACAGUCAGCAGAGUAUGCAGUCUUCAAAAUGGUACAGUCUGAGUGUUUUGAUGGGGAGAAAGAUCCUCGUCUAAGUGAUCUGGUGGUUUACAGAGACGAGAUGGGUCUCUUACGACUCAAGACCCCAGUAGCAUAUCGUGAUGACUCCAUGGGCUUCCGGUGUCCAGUGAUUCUGGAUCGUGGACAUUUGUUGGUGAACAGGUUGAUUGAAGAUUGUCAUCUAGAACUCAAACAUGGUUCCAUUGACACCACUCUCAAUAAACUAAGGGAACGAGUAUGGAUAUUAUCCAGCAGACGAGCGGUACAAUCCGUUGUGAGGAAUUGUGCGAGGUGUAAGAGAUAUACUGCCAAGAGACUGGAAUCUAUCUCAAUACCUCUUCCAGAAAAUCGAGUGAGAGAUGCAAGUGCCUUCGAAGUUUCUGGUGUUGAUUUGACAAGUCCACUUUUUCUCAGAGAUGGAAGCAAGAGCUGGAUUGUCUUGUUUACCUGUGCAGUCUACCGAGCCAUUCACCUGGAAUUGGUGUCUACCCUCUCUACGGACUCCUUUUUGGAGGCACUCAGACGAUUUAUAGCUCGUAGAGGACGUCCUGCUGUGUUAUAUAGUGAUAAUGGCACUAACUUCGUUGGUGCAUCCAAUGCUCUGAGAAGUUUGAACUGGGAAACGAUUAUAACUCAGGGAGCUUCAACACGUAUUGACUGGCGGUUCAACCCUCCCUCAGCAGCCUGGUGGGGUGGAUGGUGGGAGCGAAUGGUGAGAAUGGUGAAGGAUCUCCUGAAAAGAACGUUGGGAAAGGCUUGCCUCACCUUCGAGGAAAUAUCCACUAUCCUCUGUGACUGUGAGGCGAUCAUCAAUGCGCGUCCUCUCACCUACCUAGCAGAAGACACCCAACAGCUUGUACCUCUGUCUCCAGAUAUGUUUCUCAGAGAUCUUCCUGAUUAUGGAGUACCUGAUCUUGAUAAGGCGGACUCCACUUCUCUGAAUGCAAGAGUCAACUAUCACCAGAGAUUACGAGAGGAACUACGUUCACGAUUCCGAAUCGAAUACCUUGGACAAUUGAAGCAACAUGGGGUCAUCAAGCCAGCUGUCAUCAAGAUCAAGGAAGGAUACGUUGUAUUCGUGGGGAGUGACAACGUUAAGAGGCUGGAAUGGCCUCUUGCCCGAGUCGAUCAAGUAUUCCCAGGGAAGGAUGGGGAAAUUCGAGUUGUCAAACUCAAGACAGCAAAUGGUUAUGUCACGAGACCCAUCCAGAAGCUGUAUCCGUUGGAGAUGUCAAUGAGCGAGAUUGAGGAAAUUCUCCGAGCUUCAGACGCUGAGCCAGAGAACUGGCAUACAGUGCCUUCGGCCUCUAAAGUUCGUCGUGCCGGCACCGAGAAAAAGAAGAAAUUGGAAACCAAAGCUGCUGAAGUCCUGCCAGGAGUGGAGGAUCGCAAGGUGCUAACUAGAAGUGGACGAGUGGUCAAAAAACCCCCGAAACUGAUAGAUUGA
This is a messenger RNA of Diachasma alloeum, 1719 nucleotides long. RefSeq lists its product as uncharacterized. Lineage: Eukaryota; Metazoa; Arthropoda; Insecta; Hymenoptera; Braconidae. Gene Ontology annotation, molecular function: nucleic acid binding. The transcript has a single exon. Bases 1 to 1719 code for a protein of 572 amino acids. Gene Ontology annotation, biological process: DNA integration. The record is from RefSeq and is a predicted model, not a curated record.